UUCUUCUUCUUCUUCUUUCUUACAUGCCUUCCCAACUUCUCCUCCUCCAUUUUCCAACAACACCCAUGAAGUUUCCCACCCACUCCCAAGAAAAACGUGCACUUUCCCUAGAAAAUCAACCUUGGCUCUCCCUUAAGUAUGGAACGAUAUCAUGGAUAGAGAGAAUGUGAGCUUCUUCCAAAAUAUCUACUCUCUCCCUCUCUUUAUUUCUUUCUCUCAUCUUGCCUCCUAAGCGUAAGUAAUUAGGAUGGCUAGGGGAGAUUUGUUGAUUAGGCUAUUUGUUAGCCUUUGCUUAAUAUUUGGUCAUGGAGAAAGCUCGUACUCAGGUGUUGGUAAUUAUGCUGAUCGGAUGUUGCAAAUGGCUUCUAUAAAAACGUCGUUUCUUAAACGUGAUGUCAUCUCUCCUUCUCGUAGUCAUACCAUUCAACCGAUUUCAUCAAGUUCACGUGAGCAUCACGCGACUGACUAUGGUGCGGACCCCACUGGAAGAUCAGACAGCACAGAAGCCCUCCAGCAAGCCAUCUAUGAAGCCUUUGGAUCCCCCAUUGAUGGCCACUUGAUGCAAGGCAUUCCUAAUCUGGGAGGCGUGGAGCUUCAUCUGGAUGGAGGAACUUACAUGAUCAGCCGUCCAUUGCGCUUACCGGACAUCAGCGGUGGUAACUUUAUGAUUCACGGCGGAUCACUCCGAGCCUCUAGUGAUUUCCUAACUGACCGUCAUUUGAUCGAACUCUGGUCAUCAUCCAAAUCCUUAUCGUACGAGUACAUCACACUCAAAGACCUCAUGUUGGACUCAAAUUUUAGGGGAGGUGGCAUUGCGAUAGUCAAUUCAGUAAGAACAACCGUAGAUAAUUGCUACAUUUCGCAUUUUACGACCAAUGGCAUACUCAUCCAAGGUGGCCAUGAAACCUACGUUAGAAGCUCCUUCAUUGGCCAGCAUAUCACCGUCGGCGGUGACCCUCGAGAGAAGGACUUCUCAGGCAUCGGAAUCAACAUCGUCGGUAAUGACAAUGCUGUUACCGACGUCGUCGUUUUCUCGGCAGCCAUUGGAGUACUGAUACAAGGUCAAGCCAAUGUGCUCACCGGAGUUCAUUGCUACAAUAAGGCCACUAGUUUGGGCGGUGUCGGAAUUUAUCUCAAGUCCCCUGGCUUCACUCAAAACCGAAUCCUCAACUGUUACUUAGACUUCACCGGAGUAGCCAUGGAUGACCCCGUCCAAGUACAAAUCAGCAACUCAUUUUUUCUAGGGAACGCCUAUAUAUUAAUAAGGUCCUUGAAGGGUAUCGUCGAAGGUGUAAGCAUCGUUCAUAAUAUGUUUUCCGGUGAUUAUACGGGGGUCCCGAUAGUCCAGUUGGACCAAUCAAAUGAACCUUUCACCUUGAUCGAUCAAGUCAUUGUUGAUCACAACAACGUACGGGGUAUGAGGCUUAGAUCAACGGUGGCUAGGGGUUCCAUCUGGGGGAAUGGGACAACAUGGACCGCUGAUUUCUCCAAGGUCCUCUUGUUCCCUAACCUAAUUAAGAAUGUACAGUACACAUUACAAGCCGGGAAAUUAUUUCCUAAACAUGUGUUAAGGAGUUUAUCAGGUAAUGCUGUGACAGUGGAAUCCGAUGUUCCUGUAUCAGCAACCCUACACGUGGUGGUGGAUCAAAGCAGGGAUGGGUACAUAUGAUCUGAUCGGAUGGCUGCGGUUGGCUCAUGGAGCAGACAAAGGAGGACUUGGGAUUUUGAAAUUCUCGGUCCAAUAUGGUGUGAAUUUUUUGUCAUUUUCUUAAUUCUUCAAUGUUGUAUAACAGUUGUCCAAAGAUGAAAUGUUAGUCUUGAUUAGAA
This is a messenger RNA of Vitis vinifera (wine grape), 1827 nucleotides long. Its product is annotated as polygalacturonase QRT3. Gene Ontology annotation, molecular function: polygalacturonase activity. NCBI's taxonomy places the organism in Eukaryota, Viridiplantae, Streptophyta, Magnoliopsida, Vitales, Vitaceae. The record is from RefSeq and is a predicted model, not a curated record. The transcript has 3 exons. Bases 248 to 1669 code for a protein of 473 amino acids.